AUGACGGAGCAGUCAGAGUACGUGACUCUCGUGUCCUACGAUGGAUUCGAAUAUAUCCUCCCGCGCAGCGCGGCUGGAAUCGUUCUCGAGAAAGUCUGCGAAUACUUCCUGUACAACGAGAAACAUAAAGACCAAACCAACGUUCCGGACAUGGAGAUCCCACCGGAACUGUGCCUGGAGUUGCUGAUGGCGGCGGAUUAUCUGGAUACGUGA
Molecule: messenger RNA, 213 nt
Organism: Penicillium lagena
Lineage: Eukaryota; Fungi; Ascomycota; Eurotiomycetes; Eurotiales; Aspergillaceae
Product: elongin C
Exons: 2
Coding region: 1-213 (70 amino acids)
Biological process (GO): ubiquitin-dependent protein catabolic process
Cellular component (GO): elongin complex
Molecular function (GO): protein-macromolecule adaptor activity
Source: RefSeq, a predicted model, not a curated record